Molecule: messenger RNA, 332 nt
Organism: Porites evermanni
Lineage: Eukaryota; Metazoa; Cnidaria; Anthozoa; Scleractinia; Poritidae
Source: the annotation of a GenBank genome assembly
AUGAGCAGACAAGCCGAAGUAAGAAAACAGAAUCGAACCGUAGUCCGUGGGGUAGCGACUCAAAACGAAGUUGAUUACGUUAGUCAGGAAACACUCAACUGCCUGUGAAAGGUCUGUUCUAUGCGACACUAAAGUACAGACAAUGAAAGUUAAACGAGCCCAUAUAUGUGGUGCAUAAUCAGAAGUGUUCAUUACUCAGCAGGAGAGCCUGUGUUGAACUAGGGCUCAUAAGACGUGCUGACAAAGAUGUUGAAGAGGUGAACACGGGACCAACAGAUUUCAAAGCCGAAUUCCCAGCGCUCUUCAGCGGAAUGGGAAAGCUGAAGACAUGA